Molecule: messenger RNA, 3684 nt
Organism: Laetiporus sulphureus 93-53
Lineage: Eukaryota; Fungi; Basidiomycota; Agaricomycetes; Polyporales; Laetiporaceae
Exons: 13
Coding region: 88-3483 (1131 amino acids)
Biological process (GO): phospholipid biosynthetic process
Molecular function (GO): phosphatidylserine decarboxylase activity
Source: RefSeq, a predicted model, not a curated record
ACACGACAUCCCUGCAUCCGACCCGCCUUCAACCCCUUCCUCCUUCCAUCUCCGUCCUCUCCAUCGCGCAAGGCGACGUCGCGCUCGAUGGUGGCUGUGCCGAAGAAGAGGACACUGAAGAUUGGCCGUGCACUGAAGACUGCUGCGAGGCUACCUGCACGCGUCUCUGGCGGCAGAGGCAGCGGCAGAAACACCUUUGCGCCUCUUCCUGGAGAAGUCCCGGUUGUCCUGCUGCGUGUUCAGGUCGUUGGUUGCAACGACUUGAUAGCGAAGUAUAGGAAUGGUCACAGCGAUCCCUUUGUAGUGAUUUCCUUACUACGCGAUCGCCACCAAACGCCCGUGAUGCGACGGACGCUGAACCCGACAUUCACGCCCAAGGAUGCCACGUUCGACUUUCCGAUAUACCUCUCGCUGGCCGACAAGCUGGGCGUCCUCGAGUUCGUAGUCUGGGACAAGGAUAUGCUGAAGAAGGACUAUCUGGGCGAGGCUAAUAUACCUUUGGAAGACUGGUUUAGGGAUGACAAUGCGUUCUCCUUUGACGAUGCUAAGAAUAAGCUCGUCACGGCGCCCAUCGUCUCCACCAGAACGUCGACGCUCGCAACAGGCACGAUUCAGUUCAAGCUUGGCUUCGUGCCGCCGUCAACCCAUCUCACACUGGUUGAUUACAGUGAGGUGUUCUCAGAACUCGUCAAGCGGUCGAGACCGAGCCUUGUUUCCGCGCCACCGACGGAAGGUAUCGGCACCAUCCGCUCGCAUCAGACAGGACCCGAGUUCCAGGAUGACGGCUUCACGUCCGAUGAGGGUGAACCCAGCGAAGAAGAAGAAGAUGAAGUCACUCCAUUGGCUCAGAUAUACGCCCCUUCUGCUCACUCCGGUUUGCCUGCUGCAGAGCCGCUGAUUUUGCCGAUCCUUGAUACUCCCACGACGCCUACCCAGUCUACUCCACCUGGCAUCAAGACGCCGAUCGCAAGUAAGCCGCCGUCUCCGUCAUUCAAGGGCAUUCCAAGGAUCUUUCCCAAGCGAUCAAAUUCUGGAAAAAUAGCUCGCGCGGAAUCAUCUACGCUGACGAGCAUUAGUCCUGGACCAUCAGCAAGCUCGUCAAUCGGCUCGUCGCCGCCUCAAACCGGGCCUUCGACGCCCGUUGCGCGUUCUAAUCUUGCCUCGCGAGCGAAGUUUCGUAAGUCAUGGGGCGGUAGCAAACAGAAGGAGUUCAACUUCUCUGCGGCGAAUGACAUAUUGGGAAUCGUUAUGCUGGAAAUUCAGAAGGCUCAUGAUCUUCCAAAGCUGAAGAACAUGACGAGGACGGGAUGGGAUAUGGACCCCUUCGUCGUCAUCUCAUUCGGCAAGAAAGUCUUUCGCACACGCGUCAUCCGUCACUCGUUGAAUCCAACAUGGGACGAGAAACUUCUUUUUCACGUUCGCCGGUACGAGACUGCAUUCAAGGUGCAGCUGACCGUGCUUGACUGGGACAAGCUUUCGUCAAACGACCACGUCGGCGAUGCAAGCUUCGAUGUCUCCGAGCUGCUCGCGAACGCGCCUCAGAACAACCCGGUUACUGGACUGUAUCCCGAAGACGUGGACGGCUCUCACCCGAUGCAAGAGUUCACGCUCCCGCUCACUACGGCGAAGCAAAUGCCAUGGGAGGAGAAGCACAAGCCGAUCCUUACUAUUCGUGCCAAGUAUCAACCAUACGAUGCCCUCCGCCAACGCUUCUGGCGACAGUAUCUUAAGGAGUACGACACUGACGACAUCAAAGCGCUGUCCCACAUCGAGUUGACCUCCAUGCUUGACUCAUUAGGCUCAACGCUUUCUCGUGAGACUGUGGACUCGUUCUUCACACGUUUUGGCAAGAAGCCGCGCGAGGACCUGCUCACUGUCGAUGAGGCCAUUCAGUGUCUUGAAACGGAGAUCUGCCGCCCACGCAGCGAGAAGAAGCUUGUCAACCCGGACGAGAGUGCCUUCGACACAAGUACUCCCGUCACGCCGGCUGCAGUCGCUGGCAACGGGUUUGAACACCAGCUGAGCUUGAAUCUGGACAAAUUGGACUUUUCUGGUCCACCGCUGACACUGCCAUACUUGAAUAAGGAUGCAGCCUCCGAUACCGAUGUGCUGCGCAAGCCGGCUCCUCCACCUCCACGUCCUACCGAGCCCAUGCAGCAAUCUCUGAUGAAUGCUGCUGGGCUUCCUCACACGCACUCCCUUCCCUCUCUGUCCCAUCCCUUCAUACGACAGCCUUCAGGUUCGUCCUCCGAUCCGGAAGACUCCUCAGGUUCAAGUUCUGACAAUGCGAAGAUUGACGACCUGUUCGAACGUGUGAUCAACAUCAAGGCCUGCCCGUUGUGUCACCGGUCUAGGCUUAACUCCAAGGCGGAGGUGGACAUAGUGACCCAUAUCGCCACGUGCGCGAGUCAAGACUGGUCGACGGUCGACAGAAUUGUGGUUGGCAACUUCGUCACGGCAAGUCAAGCACAGCGCAAGUGGUACACGAAGGUGAUCAGCAAGGUGUCGAGCGGAAACUACAAGUUAGGCGCGAACUCGGCAAAUAUCAUCGUUCAGAAUCGCGUUACGGGGCAACUGGAAGAGGAGAAGAUGCAAGUAUACGUGCGGUUGGGUAUCCGGCUUCUGUACAAGGGAUGGAAAAGUCGGAUGGAGGGUGCUCGGGCCCGACGCUUGCUCAAGUCAAUGUCCAUCAAGCAGGGACUCAAAUAUGAUUCAACGGAAUCGGCGCGUGACAUUCCAGCUUUCAUCGCUUUUCACAAUUUGAACAUCGACGAGAUCUUGGAUCCACUGGACUCUUUCAAAACCUUCAAUCAGUUCUUCUACAGGCGAUUGAAGCCGUCUGCCCGCCCGAUAGAGUGCCCAGAUAACCCAUACCGUCUCAUCAGCGGUGCUGACUGCCGUCUGAUGGCCUUCGAGACCAUCAGCGAGGCUACACGGCUCUGGAUCAAGGGCCGCGAGUUCACGGUCAGCCGACUGCUUGGUGAGCACUACAAAGCGGAAGCAGACCGCUAUGCCGGCGGUGCGCUAUGCAUCUUUCGACUGGCGCCGCAGGACUAUCAUCGCUUCCACUCGCCUGUUGAUGGUACGAUUGGCCCUAUGACGUACAUCCACGGCGAAUACUACACGGUCAACCCACAAGCGAUCAGAACGGCACUGGAUGUCUAUGGGGAGAACGUGCGCAAGGUCGUGCCGAUCGAUAGUCCGCAGUUCGGUCGGGUUAUGUUCGUGUGCAUCGGCGCGAUGAUGGUCGGCAGCAUCAAAACGACGGUUGAAGAGGGCCAGCAUGUGGAGCGUGGACAGGAGCUCGGGUAUUUUGCAUUUGGUGGGUCGACAGUCGUUGUUCUAUUCGAGAAAGGCGUUGUCGAAUGGGACGAAGACCUCCUCAUCAACGGCCGGGCAUGUCUCGAGACCCUCGUUCGCGUUGGGAUGGGUAUUGGCCGCGGUCGUCGGCAGCGUUCAGAUGUUGUGCAACGUCCUUCGUGAGAUCGUGCAUGGCCGUGACAAGUAAAUAUCGAGGAACUAUGAUACCACGGAUUAAUAUUACUCAACACUUGUAUAGUAGUCGAGCAUCGGCGAUAGAGAGCUUCGACAAUGCGGAACAGUUAGAACAGGCAGCAGCAUACAGCGGUGCCAGGGCGACGAGUCGGAGCAUUGGAACCUUGCACUUGGCUGGUUUGAGGAAGC